CUCAAAAAAAGGGGUCGACCGCGCAAGGACAAUGACAGUCUUGCAGAAAUCCCGGCAGAGGAGCGGCGUCGCAAUCAAAUUCGGUUAGCACAGCGUGCUUUCCGUGAACGCGAGAAGGCCGCGUUGUCGCAAAGCGACGCUCGAAUUAGCCAGCUGCAGACAUCACUCAUGACAAUGCACAGUAUGAUAACCUCUUUCGGGCAGGAUUUGUCUAAGAGCGGGGCACUCGCGCUGCAUAGCGAUCUUCAUCUGAAAUUAUGCAGCCUCCUGGCAACUUGUGAUGCACUGGCUGAAGGCUACGAGAAACUCUCGGCUGGAAAUCUCCUUUACCCUGCCGUGCAUGACCAGGAAUUAAGAGACCCUGUAGACCCAUGGGUCAAGCCAUGUCCAGGUGAUUUUCGUGCUCAAUCGAUUCGAAUAUUGCAUAGCCACUCAUCGUCAUCACCAUCAACAACCGUCUUAGCCUCCCUUCCCGAGCUCUCCCUUCCUGCUCACAUUUUCACCCCACUGAAGUCUAUCUCACGAAUACAAUUAUCGCAGUUUGUUCAUCAAGUUCGGCUGGGAUGUGCACAUUACGCCCUCUCGUCCUUGCAAAAUCCCGCCAUUACGACAGAUCAACUCCGCAACAAGUUCCGCUUCCUACUCAGUCUUAUGAGCCGUGAAGAUUUGACAUCAUAUUUCGAAGCCUGCGUGCACUAUCAUGAACACCCCGAGCGUAUGCUUAAGUUCGAACGGCUUCCCUUCUUUCGCCUUGGUGGCGCCGGCACUCACUUUCCCGCCGUACCCUUUCCAAACGACAACCACUGUGCCCCCGUCCACAACGAUCCCUUGCAAGAACUUCCCCCAGAUAUCCAACGCCACCUGCAUGGGAAGUGGUUUGACAGUAGCGAUCUAGAGGGUCUUUUGCGAGAACGGAAAAUCCAUCUGUCAGCAUACCCGCCUUCGAAAGGCGCACAACUUCCAUCGACUGUCAACGUGGUCAACGCAUCGAUUUUGAUCAAGUAUCUUGUUCGUACGAGUAUCUGCCUUGGUCGUUCGCCUGGUUGGCGACCGAGUGAUGUAGAGAGGGCCUUGCAGAUGUCCUCU
This is a messenger RNA of Aspergillus uvarum CBS 121591, 1086 nucleotides long. Its product is annotated as bZIP transcription factor. The transcript is spliced from 3 exons. Gene Ontology annotation, molecular function: DNA-binding transcription factor activity. Lineage: Eukaryota; Fungi; Ascomycota; Eurotiomycetes; Eurotiales; Aspergillaceae. The annotation marks the transcript as partial. Gene Ontology annotation, biological process: regulation of DNA-templated transcription. The record is from RefSeq and is a predicted model, not a curated record.